Pelmatolapia mariae (spotted tilapia) is the source of this 3971-nucleotide messenger RNA. It is a transcript of the gene nr4a3, whose product is annotated as nuclear receptor subfamily 4, group A, member 3. The transcript is spliced from 8 exons. Gene Ontology annotation, molecular function: nuclear receptor activity; nuclear glucocorticoid receptor binding; zinc ion binding. The record is from RefSeq and is a predicted model, not a curated record. NCBI's taxonomy places the organism in Eukaryota, Metazoa, Chordata, Actinopteri, Cichliformes, Cichlidae. Gene Ontology annotation, biological process: cellular response to corticotropin-releasing hormone stimulus; regulation of transcription by RNA polymerase II. Bases 553 to 2322 code for a protein of 589 amino acids. Gene Ontology annotation, cellular component: transcription regulator complex; nucleus.
CGGCGCACAUAAACAAACGCGCGUUACAAGAGCACACUUUGCAAAGCACCCAUCAGCACUGACACACUCAGCAGCACGGGGACGGACGCAGACUCGCUCCUUAGAGCCACUCGGGAGUUUGAUGAUUUCAUUUUUAUUUCAUUUUCUACUUUUUAUACUUUAGAAAAAGUAAGUGGAAGGAACGGAACUUUUUUUUCCUUUUCUUUUUCUAAUGCCAACGAAUCCAGCGCCUCUCCGACAUCACUAAGAGUGCUUUUAUUAUUAUUUUUCUUUCCUGUCAUUAUUUUAACUCUUUGUGGUUGUUCUGGAUGGAAAACGGAUACUUCACGCGAAGUUAUUAGCCUACUACAUGUAAAGACGGAACCGCUACAGCAAACAAGCACAGGUUCGGAAGAGCGCGCCCAGCCGAGCUCGGAGCCCCGGCGGUCGGACACUUCCUUAGCGACGCCCGCCGAGCCCUCCCCGCUCCAGGAGCCCUGCCCCGGCCGCAGCCACGCCACCCCUAAAUCCCGGACACCCAGCACCAUUCAGCGCGAGGCUCUUUCACCAGAUAUGCCCUGUGUGCAGGCUCAGUACGGGCCGGCCCCUCCAGGCUCAGCCUACUCUGGCCAGUCCUUCAGCUACCAGAGUGAAAGCUACAGCUCUGACCUCAUGACCCCCGACUACACCAAGCUGGACCUGGGUGGGGGUGAGAUCUCUGCAGCUGCCACCACCUCUCUCCCAAGCUUCAAUGUCUUUGUGGACGGGAGCUACGAGCCUAAGUCCUCGUGCCUCUACCAGAUGCCCACACACAGGCCCACCAUCAAAAAGGAGGAGGAGAGCUACCCAACUGCCCCACCCCUGGAGGCCAUGUCCUCCUCCACCAUGUACUUUAAACAGUCUCCCCCUUCCACUCCGACCACCCCAUCUCUGCCACCCCAGCCGGGCACCUCCUUCCUGUGGGGGGAGGAGCACCCCCUGGCUCCUUCUCACCCUCACUCUCUACCUUCCAGCCUGGAGACCGGCCCCCUCAAGUCCCCCCGUUUUCCGCACUUCUACCAGCAUUCGCCGCCCCACAGUGGAGGCAGCGUCGGCGGUUAUGACAGCCUGGGAGGAGGGCUGGUUCGCACCUCUUCUUCCUCCUCUUCCUCCUCAUCAUCAGUUUCCCAUCCUCACGUCCCACCCCUGGAGCAGCCCAUGUACCAGCUGCACCGCGGAGCAGGGAGCAGCAGCCUCGCCUUUCGCUCCCUGGCACUUGGACCUUGUGGCCCUCUACUAGCAGACAGCUUGCCCUCUCCACCCCCGCGUGGCCCACAGGGAGAGGGAACCUGUGCGGUGUGUGGAGACAACGCGGCUUGCCAGCACUACGGCGUACGCACAUGUGAGGGCUGCAAAGGCUUCUUCAAGCGCACCGUGCAGAAAAACGCCAAGUAUGUCUGUCUGGCCAGUAAGAACUGUCCUGUGGACAAGAGGAGACGCAACCGCUGCCAGUACUGCCGCUUUCAGAAGUGUCUGAGUGUGGGGAUGGUGAAGGAAGUGGUGCGUACUGACAGCUUGAAGGGGCGCAGAGGUCGUCUGCCUUCCAAACCAAAGAGCCCCCUGCAGACGGAGGCAUCUCCUCCUUCUCCACCCCUCAGCCUCCUCUCUGCUCUGCUCAGGGCUUAUUCUCACUGCACACCUCGUGACCUUGACUACAGCCAGUUCAGCGCUGCCGACCCUCCAUCCUCCUCCUCGGACGUAGAACACAUCCACCUCUUCUACAGGCUACUCACCAUCUCGAUGGAGACCACAAGGUGCUGGGCGGAGAGGCUGCCCGGCUUCUCCGAGCUUCAGCGUGACGAUCAGAACCUGCUCAUAGACUCCGCCUUCCUGGAGCUGUUUGUGCUGCGAUUGGCUCACAGGUCGAUGCUGUCGGAGGAUAAACUAGUGUUCUGCAACGGCUUGGUGCUGCACAGGUUCCAGUGCCUUCGUGGGUUCGGAGAGUGGCUGGACUCCAUCCAGGAAUUCUCCGCUCACCUCCAGAACCUAAAUCUGGAUACCUCUGCCUUCGCCUGCCUGGCCGCCCUUGUGCUGCUCACAGAGCAAGUCCCCGGUCUGAAGGACUCAAAGCGGGUCGAGGAGUUGCAGAAUAAAGUGAUCUGCUGUCUCAGAGACCACCUGGGCUGCAGCCCUUCAUCCUCCUCGUCCAAAGCCGCGCCUUCUCUGAGUCGUAUUUUGGGUAUAAGGGAAGAGCUUCGUUCCCAGAGGACCCAAGGCCUUCAGCGAAUCUUCUACCUGAAGCUGGAGGAUCUGGUAGCGCCUCCGCCACUGAUUGACAGGUUCCUGGACACUCUGCCCUACUGACGACUCGGGCUAACCACGCAGCAAAAUGAACCCACAUCACGUCCUGUCAAGGCCUUUCCCCAAAGGAGCAUACAAACACACCCAGAAGAGAGAGAAGACGCACUCUCUCUCACUCUCUCUCUCGACUGAUGCAGCGCACGGAGAGCCAAUCAAAUAUUUUUGACUCGACGGGGACAACCAAACGAGAGCGCCUUUCACUCAAACGGACUACCAGCUAAAUGCUUUUCACCUGUAUAAAAGACAAUUACUCAAACGCUUUACCACUUUUUAUUUGGUCCUCCUGUUUCGCCCCACGCUGGGAGGCGCGGGGGGGGAGGAUGAUGAGGCUGAGAUGGACAGGAGAAAAGUGACUUUUUUUUCUUUUCUUUUUUUGACUGUCCUCGCUCCAUCUGGGUUGCAGCUUAUUCAGAAAAAACAAAAAACAAAAAAAACAACAAAGAAAGAACCGACGUUUAUGAGUACUGUUUAUCUGUGUUUCGGCCUGGCUCGUUCUGUCUGAGGACUUCCAUUUAGAAAGGAGGGCUGGGAGAGGUGGCGGUGUAAAAGAGAGAGUGCGGGGAGGGGGAGGUGAUCGUUCCGAAAUGUGCCGACAUGUCAGAGGUGGAGCGGCGUAGGCGUAGGUGGGCCGAAAUGUUACGACGCAGGACGCAGGUGUUUCAUAAACACAUGGAAGUGGCUGUUGAGGCGGGCUCUUAAUUACAAGUGCAAUUCCUUAAGUGCUAUCGCGCCACAAAAGGAAGGGAUGGAGGAGGAGGAGGGGCAAUCUAAUUUCAAACUCUAAAUUAUUUUAAUACAAAAACUUGUCCUGUACUGUCAGUAGCUAAAAAGAAAGACAGUCUCCCAUCUUGCUUUAGGCAGCAGAGGAGAUACUGUGCACUAACGAUCGAUGACUGAGUCACCCAGACUUGAACUUUCUCUACUAUGUGGUUUUUUUUUGUUUGUUUGUUUUAUUAACUCAGUUUGAAAUCAUAGGUUGAGUAGAAGUGUGGAGGAAUGAACAUGGACAGAAAUUGGCUUUGGAAGCACUUACACCCUGAGAAGGGCUAGAAGCACAGACACACACCCUACCUGCUCGCCUGGGGGACAGGGAGAGGAGGGUGCUCGACAGAUAGCUGUACGUCCAGGGGUGAAACAUUCCACGUUCAUGCUCUUUUUCUUUAUCGUUUUAUAUAUUGCGGCGGCUGUGUGAGUGUGGAGGACAUGAUCGCCUACCGUCUUUGUGUGUGCGCUUAGACAAGCCAGGAUCGUAUGCAUGGUGUGUUAUAAGCUGUCGAGAGCUGGCAUAGCCUGUCAAAACAGCUCGACCUGUGUUUGUGUCUCAGACUGCAGCUCUAUGGGAAUCUCCCCAGGGCCUCCACCACCCACUCACACCCUCACGAUGACGCCGGUUUUAAAAUAAAAUAAAAAAACAAAUUCUAUAGAUAUAAAUAUAUAUAAAUAUAUAUAUAUAUAUAUAUACAAAACUAAUAUUUUGAAGUGUUUUUAGCUUUUUCAAAUAUUGUGGUACGAGUUGUGCAUUGUUUUUUGAAGAGAAACAAAAAAAGAGAAAAAAAGUUGCUGUUUUUUCAAUGUCCUUCUUUGGUUAGAGUUUCCUGUUCGAUAUGUUGUUGUUGUUUUUUUCUUUCUCUUUGGUUCACUGGAUUUUCUGU